This is a messenger RNA of Fraxinus pennsylvanica, 393 nucleotides long. NCBI's taxonomy places the organism in Eukaryota, Viridiplantae, Streptophyta, Magnoliopsida, Lamiales, Oleaceae. The record is from the annotation of a GenBank genome assembly.
AUGAAAAACUUCUCCCCCUUGAAAUCAGAAGAGAAAACUCAUUUGCCAAAAUUCGUCGACCACUCAAAGCCACCACAAAUCAUUUGUGGAUCCUUUGAGAAUGUCAAAUUGGAAGGGGCGAAUUUCGGGGCAUCUAUGAUCACUCGGCGUGGGGGUUGCUCCGGUGAAUCACCAUCCAUAAACAUUUAUAUAAACAACGAUACACAGGGUAUUAACAACUCGAUCUUGAUUGGUAGUGAUGUGAAAAUGGGUGAUCCUGGUGUGAGUUUGUCUCUGAAUGAUGUUGAAAUGGACAGAGGCUUUCAACUAAAUCUCUCUGCAUUUUGCUUCAUUAUAUCAAGACUGUUGGCAGGACUGGGGUUUCGUGGGGUUUUAGUGAUGACAAAUCUAUGA